Molecule: messenger RNA, 1572 nt
Organism: Anopheles nili
Lineage: Eukaryota; Metazoa; Arthropoda; Insecta; Diptera; Culicidae
Exons: 5
Coding region: 1-1572 (523 amino acids)
Biological process (GO): mitophagy by internal vacuole formation; mitochondrial protein catabolic process
Cellular component (GO): mitochondrial outer membrane
Source: RefSeq, a predicted model, not a curated record
AUGGCCGAUAGUCGCGAGAGAAUCCGUGCGCCUCCACGGGAUGGGCGUGAAGGGUUCACGAGCCCACGGCAGGUGUUGCGGAGGUUGAUGUUGCUGUCCGAGGGUCGACAGUACCGUGAGGCGGCCACCGUCGUUGGUCGACUUGGACCAUCCGUGUUACGGUCGGUGGUGGCCGAGCUACCGAUGGAUAUCCUGAUCGAGGCGCUACCACACAGUACCUACCUGCUCGAGUCCUUCUUCAACCGACUUAACGCGGUAGUGGCCACCCCAAGACCCGACGUACCAUGCGAGGCCAUCAUGUGGCACCUGGUGAAGUUGUUCAGCAACCCCCACGAGACGGGACUGCGUCAGCGUUGCAUGAAGCUUGCCCAAGCCAUCGGUACCUGGCAACCGUCGUUACGAGACUCCUUACUAGCACGCCGGAAACAACUCGACCAAGCGAUUCAGGGCCUCGGUGUUCACGGAUUAACCGCUGAUCAGACAGGGAGUCUCAUCUCGCUGCAUGUCGGACUCCGGAAUGAGCUACAACGGCACAUUGACACGUACAAGACCGCCAUCCACAAAUUGGAGGAGUUGAGUCCGGUCACAGCCCACCAAGAUCCGGCACAAUCUUCCCACCAACGAUUACUCGCAAUCGGCUACGGUGACAUCCAGCAACGGCUUAUCGACAACAAGACGCUGCUGACGAUGCUGGACAAACCAGCACUCAAGCAACUAGCACAGCUAGUCGAGAACUUAUCACAGCGCGUCCAAAACGACAAAGAGGUGUUGUUUUGUGUUGGCCAGAUCCGGCGUACUGACUCCACGGCCAACACCGAGGAACGUCCGGCCGCAGGUCUACUGAUGAACUACUCGCGAGGUUGUGACACCGUCCUGGGACUGAUGGGACCACUCUCACCGAUGCCUCCGAGUAGUCCUACCAGCAACGCCUGCAGUAGUGGCGGAAGUGACGGCUAUCACUCCGAUUCCGACGUUGACGAGACCAAUUCCGAGCUGGUGCGUCAGUACAGCGUAAUGUACGGGAAAAACCGCAUCGACACGCUGGAUUCGCUAAAUGCGUUGCCACAGCUCAAGCACGCCCAUCAGCUGAAGGCCAAGAUACUGUUCUCCAUCAUCGUGCUUGCUUUCCGUGCUUGUCACGGGCUAAAAGAGCGCAAAGUGCUUGAAGUCCGCCGGACUUUGUUCGUGCUCGACGCGAACGAUGAUGCGACAGCCGCCCUUGACCGAUCCGUACGCCAACAGCUGAAGGAAACGGCAGAUCGGUUCCCAAUGGGUGAUGUCGAACGGCAGGUCGCAAACCAGGUCCUUUCCACGUUGCACGAAUAUCCUUGCCUGGAGGCGUGCAUUCCGCUUGUCCACUAUAUCAGUGAUUGCGUCCGGUUAGCGUGGCGUAUGGUGAACCAAACCAAUCCGUACUACCUCGAUACGGACUUCACUCUCGGUCUUCUGCAACCGGAGAAACACGAGCGGUAUCCGAUAUCCGAGAAGCGUUCUGAUAUCAUCCGGGCGUUUUUGUGGCCAGCGCUGAUGCAGAAUGGACACUGCGUCUACAAGGCGGUUGUUGCCACCUGA